CAAGACUCGCAUCCGGAUCUUAAUUCUACUAUUACAGUCGUUUACCUUAUGCCAAGGCAAUGGGGUAGACAAGUCUAUUCAGAUGGAGCUUAACCUAUUCAUAUAGAGAAAAGUCAUAAAGGUAUCUGGUCGAAAUUGCGUCCAGAUUCAUUCGCUUCCCCAUCCCCGCCUCCCUCCCUAUAUGAUAAUUCAUAAUUUUCUGUAUUUUUCUCGAGAGAAAGAGAGAGAUGGAAACAAGUUGCAGAAAGAAAAAAGAAGACGAUUUUCAUGUUCUUCAUAAAGUUCCUUCUGGAGAUGGUCCAUAUGUUAAAGCUAAGCACACUCAGCUGGUAGAAAAAGAUCCAGAGGGAGCAAUUAUAUGGUUUUGGAAGGCGAUAAAUGGAGGAGAUAGAGUGGAGAGUGCACUAAAAGACAUGGCUGUUGUUAUGAAGCAGUUGGAUAGAACUGAAGAAGCCAUUGAAGCCAUUAAGUCCUUCAGAUGCCUUUGCUCCAAACAUUCCCAGCCAUCUCUUGAUAAUCUCCUGAUCGACUUAUACAAGAAAUGUGGUAGAUUCGAUGAAGAAAUAGGGUUAUUGAAGCAAAAGCUUAGGGUGAUUUAUAGAGGAGAAGCUUUUAAUGGAAAACCUACAAAAACUGCUCGAUCCCAUGGCAAGAAAUUUCAGGUCUCGGUUAAACAAGAAACUGCCAAGAUUCUGGGUAAUUUGGGAUGGGCCUAUAUGCAAAAAUCAAACUUCAUGGCAGCAGAGGUUGUGUACAAGAAAGCCCAAAUGAUCGACCCUGAUGCAAACAAGGCUUGUAACUUGGGUCUCUGUCUAAUGAAACAGGCCCGUUACAAAGAGGCCCAACUCAGCCUCUUUGACAUUCUUAGCGGUAGGUUUCCUGGAGCCGACGAUUCCAAGGCCUGUGCCCGGGCUCAACAACUAUUGACCGAGUUGAAAACAUGUCGGCAACCACCUUCUGGUUUGCCGGAGAACCUCCUGGGUUUGGAUCUAGAUGAUGAGUUUGUUACUGACCUUGAACGAUUAAUAAACGUAUGGGCCCCUUAUAAAUCAAAAAGGUUGCCUAUAUUUGAAGAAAUUGACCAAUUUAGGGAUCAAUUGGCUUUCUAGAAUUUUCGAAAUUUCUUUUAUUCUUUUUGAGAUUUGUUAUGUGAUAUAAUGGAGGCAUGAUUGUGUAUAUAUCAUUGUAAACUAGAUGUAAAACUCAUGUAUUACAUUGAUUAAUUAAAAAAAAUCUAAAUAUAAA
This is a messenger RNA of Lactuca sativa (garden lettuce), 1245 nucleotides long. RefSeq names its product protein SULFUR DEFICIENCY-INDUCED 1. NCBI's taxonomy places the organism in Eukaryota, Viridiplantae, Streptophyta, Magnoliopsida, Asterales, Asteraceae. The record is from RefSeq and is a predicted model, not a curated record. Gene Ontology annotation, molecular function: protein binding.